GCAGCCCGGAGGUGCGAGGAGGGUCUGACAGACAGGAUGGCGAGACCGCUGCAGCUGCUCGUGGCGUCCGUGGUGCUGGUGGCGCUGGCCGGCGUGGAGGCGCAGCGGCGGGGGGCGGCCAGGGGCAGGGGCCGGGGCGGCGGCGGGGGCGGCGCGGGGGCGGCGGCGGCGGCGACGGCCGGCGCCGACGACUUGGACGUCGACGCCGUGCUGGGCAGCGAGCGCACGCUGACGGCGCUGCUGCGCUGCGUGGUGGCGCGGGGCGACGGACCCUGCUCCGACCAGGGGAAGGCCGUCAAGGCUUUCGUGGCGUCCGCGGUGGAGACGAACUGCGCGUCGUGCUCGGAGAGCCAGCAGGCGGCAGCCGAGAAGGUGCUCCGACACCUGACAACCCGACGAAAGUCCGACUGGAACAAGCUGGUUGCGCGCUACGACCCCACGGGCGAGCUGCGCAGCCGCUACCGUAAACACUGGGAGCAGCGCGGCGUGCGCAUCUAGCGCCGCUCUUCUGUUUCUCUCUCUCUCUCUCUCUCUCUCCCACUCACUAUUUCUGCUGCCCGCCUCACCCACCUCUUCACUCAACAACCCCCUCUCCAACAACACGCGUACACCCCCACCACUCCCAGGUUGGCUUCACUCGUCUGCCGCCGACCGAUCGACACAACAUUAUCAGUUUUUUACUAUAUUUCUGUGUUUUGUAAAACUAUCCAUUAUCGCCAGAGUAAAUACUGUAAGUACUUGGAAUAAAGAUAUGAAAACGCUUCUGGCUAGUGA
This is a messenger RNA of Schistocerca cancellata (South American locust), 774 nucleotides long. Its product is annotated as putative odorant-binding protein A10. The record is from RefSeq and is a predicted model, not a curated record. The coding region runs from base 37 to 498 and encodes 153 amino acids. The transcript has 2 exons. Lineage: Eukaryota; Metazoa; Arthropoda; Insecta; Orthoptera; Acrididae.